UGUCGGAUUUCCUACAUUCCUCACACCGAGUUCACGUUAGUAAGUACAGCAUAUAAGGGGAUGGAGUAAAGGAAGAAGAAGGCAUGGAUCCCGUUGAAGACAAACCAAGCAAAACGGUCGACAUUUAUCGCGAUACGUGGGUCCGCUUCCUGGGCUAUGCCAAUGAAGUCGGGGAGGCUUUUCGUGCUCUGGUACCAGUGAGUCUGGUAUGGGGCAGCUAUGCUGUGGCCACUGUGUACGUUACUGCUGAUGCUGUGGACAAAGGGAAGAAAGCAGCUGUGGCCCACGGGGACAACCCAGGGAAGACAACACGGGUAGCGGCGGCAGUGGUGGACACGUUUGUGUGGCAGGCCCUCGCCUCUGUGAUUAUACCUGGCUUCACCAUUAACCGCGUGUGUGCUGCUUCUCUGUAUCUACUGGGCAGAACCACCAAAUGGCCCCUGCCCGUCCGCAAGUGGACUACCACAGCUAUAGGCCUCUCUACAAUACCCUUCAUCAUUACUCCUAUAGACAGGUCAGUGGAUUAUCUGCUGGACUCGAGCCUUCGGAAGAUCUACAAUGAGGAAGAGAAGCACAAAUAAGGAGGGAUCAUGCAGGACACACCAUCCCCUCCUGGACAGAGACCAGUCCAGCCUAUGUAGACCUGCGCUGAUUAUCUACUGCUGUGAAGCACUAAAGAAGUGUGAAGAAGAAUUUCAUGGAGCACAACUCCACAGUUAGUCAAAUAUACAUAUAAUAAAAUAGAUUUUAUUCCAGAAUUAUACAAUUUAUAAGUUAAGUAGUUAAAAGUGAAAUCCUGCUUCAUGAAAUACCCCCUUAGGGAUCAUUAACUUUAACCUCUCAGGACAAUCUGGAUAGCGACACUAAAAAAGGUUUAAACAGAAAUCGAACAGUAUGAAAAAUGAAUAAAUAUUCCACUUGAGACAGUGAAAUCCUGCUUCUUAAAGUAAUAUUUGGCAGUGAUACAUGAUGCUGUUAUAUUCCUGUGAUCUUCCUUACAGAGAAAGCCUCCAAGGUUGCCCUCGUGGUUUAGAACUAUGAGCCAUGGUGUCCAGAUGUCAAGGAGAUUAAAUACAAACCACCACACUUUCUCUUUUUAUUAGCCAUAUACAGUGGUACUGUAAUGACAGGCCAAAAAGCCAGUUUGCCAUGAUGUCCCUCUUAUUUAGUACUAUUUGUCUUUGACUGUUUUUAUUUUGUUUCUUUCCGAAAACAAAGGUUUCUGUUACUUGGAAUAGAUUCUUCAACAGUGUCUUGUUUAAUUGUACCUUACUGUUGGUCAUGGGAGCCAAGGUUUGCACAGGGAGCAUUUUUUACACCAUGGUUACAAUCAAUGUUACUCUAUAUGGUCCUAAACUUGUAGAAUACUUGUAGUAGCAACACCUUGUACUUGUGCAAUAAACCUCACAAAUAUUUGAAUUAAUUCUCACCAAUAUCUUAGUUAUCUAUUGGUUAACAGUUUUGUAGUAAGAUACUCUUAAUGUACAAUACUGUAAUUUCUUUAGUCUAAAAAUGUUACACAUUCAAUCUGUAACUCACUUAAAACUGUAUUUCCAGCAUCUGGAGUCAAGCUGUUUUGACUCCAGCUGGCUGCAGAUUAAUCUGCGACAGAAUGGUAUGAUCAGACUAAGAAAUAUCAUACCCCUCCAAACAAGCUUUAAGCUUUGGGUGUACAAUUUUAACAGAUUUUCCUCCUUGGUGAAGAAUAAUCGAGAUUUCCAUCUAAUAAUUAUAUUCCAUUUAGUGUUGAAUUUCUCAAAUACUUGUGGAGGUAAGUGUCAUGCCUAUGCAGACAGGUUUUAAGCGAUUAUUUUCAGAAAUAUACAUAUACUGUACAAUAAUAUACAGAUGUCUGUAUAUUAUUUCCAGUGCUUUCUUUGAGAAUACUUUAUCUCAUGCUGAACUAUGCAAGGGAAACACGUGUACAUACUGUAUGUGAGCAUCACAAAACUACAGGGAUUGUUCUCCACUGUAAGUCUGCGGUUACAUAAUGUUAAAAUGUUGUGAAAAAAAGAAGGGAAAUCCGAUACAAAAUGUAACUUUGAAAUUUGCAUGAGCUGUCACUAAGACAAAGGAACAUACUGUAUUGAGAACGGUUAUCAGUGCCAGUUAUCGUGUCAGUCUACACCCUCGUACCAUUUUAGCAAUAACAUUGUUUAAUGUCUUUGUAUUACACCAUGUUCUUGUUGCUAUGAAGGAUGUGGUUCACUUUGUCAUACUGAAAGAAAAGAUUGUGAAAACUUUGGGUGCACCAACAUUUCAUGUUUUUACUUGCUGGUACAGAGUAGUGAUGCAACCUUUUUAAUAGUAUUUAGAUCUGGUUUUAUUGGCUUUCUAAAUGGUUGAGACACACACGGCUCCAUUCAGUGGAUGUUUUCAUUCACUAAAAGGACAUAGCUUACAUUCACUUUGUGUGAGUGAAAGGUUUGAGACCUUUUCCACACAGUCUGUCUUGUCAUAGCAGAAAAAAAGCACAGGUGUAAAUAACAAAGAUGUCAAAGUCGAACGUCAGCACAUAGUUUCUUUAAGUGUCCCAGUGAGCCAUGCCAGUGAUUAAUGCUGCAUAGUAACAUGGCCCUGAACUGGGACACUUAAAUGUAUCACACACAUAAUUAAUGUUAUUAAUUAUACCUGUGCUUUUCUUGCUGUGACAUACCACAUGUCUGCGCUUUUAAAAAAGCAUGUUGGUGCAUCCCUAGUGAAAAUCUAUAUAUUCAUAUUCAAUUUUAACAUUUCAGAUUGUACACAGAUCUUCAUUGUAUUUUUAUUGUUGCAAAUGAAACGGAACGGUUUACUUUUUUGUUGUUCUUAUGUGGCAGUGUGUUCGGAAGUGGGUUUUAUGAGUCACAUUUUCAGCCUUAACUGAAAGAAGAAAAAGUGGUCAAACCUCAAGCUUUGUUCCAUGUGCUGUAGUUAACAGGGGUGGAGAUUGUUUCUCAAAUGUGAAAGUAACUGUUGUCUGUAACAACUUCUGGAACACUGGAGAAUAAAAACAACUGUAAAGUGAAAUAAAUUAUGUAUUGACAA
Morone saxatilis (striped sea-bass) is the source of this 3027-nucleotide messenger RNA. It is a transcript of the gene mtfp1, whose product is annotated as mitochondrial fission process 1. The record is from RefSeq and is a predicted model, not a curated record. NCBI's taxonomy places the organism in Eukaryota, Metazoa, Chordata, Actinopteri, Moronidae. The coding region runs from base 84 to 581 and encodes 165 amino acids. The transcript is spliced from 4 exons. Gene Ontology annotation, cellular component: mitochondrion. Gene Ontology annotation, biological process: mitochondrial fission.